GACGUAUGAAUUGGCGCGCUGAGGUCCCCUUAGUACGAACACAAUAUGCUUGUAACAGUCAUGACGAGCACGUGCUGAGCUUAUUGGCUACUGGAUAACAGCGCAUAAACUUUCUAUAGGAUUUAGUUUUCUUUGGAUAACCCCAUCCAUCAUGGUCACCAUGAGUUGGCAGGCUGCUCUCGUUUUGACUGUGGUAGUUUGUAGCAAGUUUCGCACGGUGCUUUUGAAUCCUGAUUGCGACAGGAAGCCCUGGCCUUCUGUGACCACUGCAAGAAGGCUCCCUGGAGAUAAUGGAUUCGCUAUCAAAAUACUCGGCCGUCCAGCCCCGGAAAAAUACAUCCCAGGACAAGUUUAUACAAUAACCUUAAAUGGUACAUAUCCGAACCAAAGAUUCGAAGCAUUCUAUCUCGUGGCAGUACCGAAGGAUGCUGAAGAUGAGACAAAUACAUUAGGGACAUUUCAGCACUUCAGCAAUCCACCCUUGACCAAAUUCUCAGAAGAAUGUCCACAUAUCAUCACACACACAUACAACCUCCUCAAGCCGGGGAUAUCUGUUAUGUGGACGGCGCCACCUGCUGGCAGUGGAUGUGUUGAGUUCAGGGCCUCAGUGUUUGAGUUUAAUGACAUAUGGUACAAAGAUGAUGGAGCUCUCACCAAACUGUUCUGUGAGGACAGGCCAGCUAGACCUACCCGGUCUCUUCAUCCUGAUCAAUCUACCUUUGCAGCGGGCACCGGUGAGACAAACCCGGCUGCCAUGAUCCCCGAUUGCUGUGCCUGCGGCGUCGCUAAGUAUCAUAUGGUGUUCCAGGGAAACUGGUCGAGGCACACACAUCCAAAGGACUAUCCAACCAAAAAACAACUCCUCCAUUGGUCGAACAUCGUUGGUGCCUCCCAUUCCAAGGACUAUAUGUUAUGGCAGUAUGGGAAUGAGGCCUCUCAAGGGGUGAAAGACGUCUGCGAGUUUGGCUACCCAAGGAGUAUGGAGAAUGAAAUUAAAGAACACGGUGAACAUGUGAGGACAGUCAUAAAGACACCAGGCAUCUGGAACAACCUAGCUGACUCUAGAUGGGCGCGGUUCACCGUCAACCGGACGCACCAUCUUAUGUCCAUGUUGACAAUGUUGGGCCCAAGCCCUGACUGGUGUGUCGGUGUGAGUGCCCUGGACCUGUGCAAGGCUGACUGUAAUUGGAAGGGAGACAUUAGGAUUGAGUUGUACCCCUGGGAUGCUGGCACUGAUAGUGGACUAUCAUACAUGUCUCAAAAUGCCAAGACCGUCCCACAAGAAAAAAUAAAGCGCAUCCUAAAACAGAAUAUUGAUAAUGCAGGAUCGCCAUUCUAUGGCCCAGAUCCUAUCAAACCCAUGGCAACUCUCAUCAUCAAACGUCUGCAUCCGAAAAAUGACAAUGAAUGCAUCCAGGAUACAGCAUUGGUGGAUGACACUCGCCUUAAUCCCGCUGGCAGUGACGAAACAGACAUGACAAAGAAAUCACAGUUGAUGUCAGGUAAGUGCGAUACAACUGAUUGGACAGAUUGGGGCCCGUGCAGCGUCACGUGUGGCGUCGGCAUGAAAGUGCGCUCUCGCUCCCUUGUCAUGGAAGGCGUGCCACGGAGCAUGUGCAGCACCAUCGAACUCAUGGAGAAAGAGAACUGCCUCGGCUUAGAGAACGAGUGCGAUUAUAGCGCUCUGUGCGCAGUCUCCGGUUGGUCCGAAUGGUCGCCGUGCUCCGUGACAUGCGGCAAAGGCAUGAGGCAGCGGGAGCGGUAUUUGAUUCGUAAGGCAGAGAUGGCGCAGUGUACCGACACACCUGUCUUUGAGAGGGAAAUUUGCAUGAAUGCAAUUUUAGAUUGUUCCCAGGUGGAUGCUGAUAAGAACUUCACUGUUAUCUGUUCGUCACCAAAAGUGGUUGGCACGUGCCGUGGAAGCUUCCUCAGGUGGUACUGGGACACAAACAGGGAAACAUGUCUGCCAUUCCAUUAUGGCGGUUGCCGAGGAAAUGACAACAGAUUUGUCACUCAGGAGAAAUGUGACGUCAUGUGCAGAAAUGCAUUCAGAAACACCAACUAUAUCGAUCCUGACGGCACCGUCAACAAUGGAGGAGACCCGGUCGACUGCAUGGUCACCCCCUGGACAGAGUGGACCGGGUGCUCGAAGACCUGUGGCAGGGGUUUCAUCUCCCGCAGCAGGAUGGUCAAGAGACCACCAGAGAAUGGCGGGGAGGUGUGUCCCAAGAAGCUGGAGGCCAAGAAGAGAUGCAGGGUGCAGAAAUGUCCUGUGGACUGUGAGCUUGGCUCCUGGGCUCCUUGGUCCGCCUGUACUCAAACAUGUGGAGAUGACAACAUCCAGUCCAGACUUCGCCCAGUCAACAAGAAGCCCAAGCGAGGUGGUCGCCCAUGCCCUCCAAGGUUAGAGAGACGAUACUGUAACACGCCAUUAUGUCCAGGACAAACAGCAACAAUGAGUCCAGAAGAACGAAACAGAUAUUUAGCCCAGGCACCACUGGCCGACAACAUCAGAUACCGAUACUAACAUGGGGGAUUUGGUUGGGCUAGGAUCCUAAGUGAUUCUUUUUCCAUUGGAAAUUUGCCCUGCCCAUAUAUUCAAGUUGGUCCUUUCCGGUGUGAAAGUUUUGAAAAUUAGACCUGAAGGAACCAACUCAUUACAGAUGUAAUGACCAAUGAAGUGGUGCUAUUAACUCUUUGUCUGCCAACAUGGUUCUUGUUGCAAAUAGGUUUGAUUGUUUUUCAACUUUUUCAUGGAAAAACUAUCAGCAAUGUUUUAGUCUGUUGGAAAUUGUUUCUAUACAGGCUAAAAAAUGAGAUAUAACUUGUAUCUGUGUUGAAUACUGUGCAGUAUUGUUCGUUAGAAUUUCCCCCAAAUCUGCAUACAAUUCUUGUACUACCAUGACAUCUGGUGUUUUAUUGAAAUAUCAUUUCGUUCUGGUUCGAAUAUGGCAAUUUGCAGAGAUUUCAUAAUGUUUUUGGUAGGCAAAGAGUUAAACAUCUUAUUAUUACUCGAGAUAACAUAAACUAUUGUAAUUCCAAGUCAAUACCAGAUUAAAGAGAAAUCUGGUUUUUCUCCCCAAAACGUAUGCUUCAAUCCUAGACUGCAUGGGUUCUUUAUGAGUGAAAUCCAUAUCAAUCCGUGUUGGAGUAACCCAGCCAAAAUGAGCUCAUCAAUAGAGAUUUCCAUUGGAAAUUUGAAUCUUGGCCAGGCUCAAACCUGUAGAGUAUGGAGUAUUUUGAAUUGAGACUUUUCAUGAUGGGACAUGAAAGGGAGACUACAUAAUUAAACCGCUAUUUUUCGAUGAACAAUUCUGAUGAUGAACAAGUGAGACAUUUUGCAUAAUAAUGAUGAUAAAUCGUAUGAUUUUGAUAGAUAUGUAUAUAUUAUAUAUUGUAUGAAUGCAUUCCAGUCAUCUUAACACUGGUAUUGGCAGAAAGAAGAGAAUUUGAUCAUAGGGCAUACUUCUUAAUAUCUGUUCAUUCGAAACCAAAAAAAUAUGAAUAUCAUCAUAAGAGGCACAUAUAGUACUUCUUUUGUGAAGUCAGUGGUGGAUAGGGUGUGGUGAAAGAGGUAUACACCCCUCCCCUUUCUGUCGACAUCUACGAUUUUUUAAGGGCGCCUGCCCUCAAGAUGCAAAGAACUACUCCUAAUUUCAGUCUUUGAUGCCCGUAAGCACAUCAAUUGGCACUUAAAUUACCAAUUUUUCUUGGUGUGGUCCCCCAGGUUGUGAUUGGGGAGACUUUAUUUCUAAAUUAGUAAUGUUUAAACGAUGUACAUCUUCUAGUACAUCAUUUGGCACACCUAAAAUCGUCUUGGGUCCAUUGAGUGGCCCUUUCUCUGAUUCUGUCCAUGCCGGUAACAUGUACAAAACAAUGUAAAAAAUUAUUUUAAAUGUUUGAUUUUAUAUAUGAAUGCUCGUGAGACAAUGUAUGUAAAUGAAUAUUUGCCAAAAAACGCAUUGUCAAAAAGCCACAAAAAAAUCUAGUCCUAAUUGUAGAUGUUGCCCAAUGUUCACUGUGGUCACACACUUUAAAGGGAAGCUAUGGGAAUGAUUCCCCAUUCGACCAACAGUUAUAACUUUAACAUCUACGUAAACUGCGUAUUCUUAAAAACAACUGUGGCUCUUGGUUUUAUAAAUAAACAAACAUUAAUGAGUGAAAUGCAUGAUUUUAAUUGGUACGUCAUGGAUGCAGCCAUUGUGACAAUCAGCUGUUCGAACAAUGGCGAAUGCUUGGAAUGACAGAUGACAGUUCUUCGAUUUCUUCGUGUUCUUCGUCAAAGUCUGGCGAUGAAUCCUUCGAUUACAACCGUGCAUCAGCAGAAGAACGAGCAGGUCUAGUUCCCUAUGCGUUUGAGCCAAGGUACCAGGGCAGAAAAAGGUCUGGAAACUUAGUGGAAACGAGUAGUACUCGCCUUGAUGAAAAAACCCCACUGCAUCCAUGACGUCAUUCGCCCGGGAGAUUUGAACAAACAUGGCUACCCCCGCAAACUGCUUAUUAAAUGCAAUUUUCUGCACUAUCUAGGAAUAUUCAUCAUAUCCUUGGUGUAGAGUAUUUGUUUGUCUUGUAACUUGGUAUGUAUUUGUUUAAAAAAAUAUUUGAUUUUGCUGCAUCAAUUUAUUCCCAUAGCUUCCCUUUAAAAAAGUAGGUAUUUGUAGUACAAAUUUUCCAAGGGAGAUCACAUAAAAAGAAAAUUGAAAGCUGAAAUAAUUUGAAAAUGUCUAAAAUACCAUAAUUGUUUUGUAUUUCAUUGAACAUCUCACGUCUUGCUAGUGCACAAAUCAUAUCUCUGCUUGUAAAACUCACUGAGCUGUUCAUCAUCAUGCAAUAGACUUUUAAAAAUUUGAUUCUGUUCUGAUUUUUUACCUCAAUUAAUACAUAAAAUAGGUUUCUUUAUAGACAAAGUUGACAAAUAUUAUUGCUCUAUCAUUUGAUCAUAUCCUGGAGCAAUUUGCAUAGUGCUGUUUGGCCAGAUACCAAAUGAUUCCCAGACUCAUAAGCUUUCUACCACAGCCUUAUUAUAACCCCAAUACAGUGGAACAUCUCUAUAAGGACACCCUUGGAACUGAUAAAUGCUGUCCUUGAUAGAGAGGUGUCUGCUUAGGGAGGUACACCAAUACUGUAGAACCUCUCUAUUAAGGACACCCUUGGGACUGGCCAAUGCUGUCCUUAGUAAACUGCACUGUCACAACACUUUAUAUAAAUAUAUAUUUUGUAAUAAUAAGAGUGUAAUAAUUUUAAUAAUAGAAUGUCCUUUUUGAAAAGUUGAUCCAAAAUUGAGGAGUGUUUUGUUGAAUCUGUAUUAUUUUCGUGAAUUUUGUACAAGAUAGGGCAAAGCGCAUUUCAAGCAGACGCACUGAUUGGUUAAGUAGUGACUUUCCAUCAAAGACCUUUAGAAGUAUUGGACGAGUGAUUUGAAAGAUUUGGAUUCGACGAGACUUCAGUGAAGGUGGUUGUGGCUAAGACAUCAGAAAGACGUGGAUGCGACCGGCCUGUCUUCAGUUAAGGUGAUUGUGACAAGAAUAGAUGAGAUAUAUUGCAAGAAAUACAUCAAGCAGCUAAUGAGUUGUGACCUUUAUGCGGAGAAAGGCUGCAGAGGUUUCAGUAGAUAUCUACAUUUGUAUUUAUGCUGUCUGCAACCCUGUUUAGUUGUCAUUGUGCAGACAAUUAUCUCUCUAUCAACCUGUUGCUGGUUGUACCACAAUGAAGAAAUUUAGAUGCCAUUACAAUAAAUUUUAUACUUUUCAAA
This is a messenger RNA of Lineus longissimus, 5752 nucleotides long. RefSeq names its product spondin-1-like. Gene Ontology annotation, molecular function: serine-type endopeptidase inhibitor activity. Bases 152 to 2527 code for a protein of 791 amino acids. The transcript is spliced from 14 exons. Gene Ontology annotation, biological process: cell adhesion. Lineage: Eukaryota; Metazoa; Nemertea; Pilidiophora; Heteronemertea; Lineidae. Gene Ontology annotation, cellular component: extracellular matrix. The record is from RefSeq and is a predicted model, not a curated record.